GAACAACGGCAUGCGCUGCUGGUUGCGGCUUAACAUGCUCCUUUAUUCGCUUGAGCCUUAACAACAUCCAGAAAAUUCGGGAAACUUCUUAGAAACUAGCGAUUUCCUCUGCUCUCUGAGAUCACUCAGUCAUCGUAAGUCGCGUGGUUGACCUUUGUGCCUGUUCCUUCCCACAUAGCUGAAAAGUUUUGCCCAACAUGGCCAAGUGGGGCGAAGGCGAUCCACGGUGGAUUGUUGAGGAAAGACCAGACGCUACCAAUGUUAACAACUGGCACUGGUCUGAGAAAAAUGCCAACCGUUGGUCUCAGAGCAAACUGCAGGACUUGCUCAACGGCUUGACUGUUGAGGGAGAAAAGGGCACAGCCAAAAUCAAAGAAGUGAACAAGUGUGAAGGGGAAGCUGUUGUCAACAAUAGAAAGGGGAAACUCAUAUUUUUCUACGACUGGCAGCUGGAAUUAAAAUGGGAAGGCCAAUGUGACAAAGAUUCAAAACUCAAAUGCAAAGGAAAGAUUACUAUCCCAAACCUGAGCGAGGAGAACGGAAUUGAAGAUAUUGAUGUCGAGCCAACUGUGGAGGAAAGCACAGACUUUGCAUACAACAUGAAACAACUUAUGUUCAAUGAGGGCAAAAAGCUCAUACGAGAAAAGAUAACUGAAUACAUCAGUGCCCUGAAAGAAGAAUAUUCAAAAGGUCUGAUCUUACCGAAGAAAGAUGAAAAUGAAGUCAAAGUUGUAAAACCUGCAGCGGCGCCUGUGAAGCUCACUACUCGCAAUCAGCUUGCUGGUGCUGUGAAGAACAUGAACAUAGACACAUCUUCAUUCGAGUCUCGCCAAAGUCUAUUCUGUCCAAUCAAUGAAGCUUACAAAUGCUUCACCGAUCAAAGAAUGCUAGAAGCUUUCACAAGAGGACCUGUGAAGCUUGAGGCAGCUCCCAAGGGUAAAUUUGAACUCUUUGGUGGCAACAUAUUUGGGGAGUUUAUCGAAUUGGAGGAAAACAUUAAAGUGAAGCAAUAUUGGCAAAAUAAGGCUUGGCCAAGUGGAGCUAGAUCAAUUGUAGAGCUGACAUUUGACGAGGAGCCUGAGGGCACCACUAUCAUCCUCAAGCACAGUGGCAUUCCAAGCAGUGAGCUAGAAGCAACGAAGCAGGGAUGGGAUCAAUACUACUGGAACCCCAUCAAGGUCACAUUCGGAUUUGGUUCUUUCCUAACAGACGUUCUGUGAUUUUGCAGGAAUCCAGAAAAAGAAAAGUGAAUUAAUUGAAAUUCAAUUCAUCAAGUAUUUAUUCUCCAGCUGCAUCAUAAUAUGUUUGCUAUGCAGAUUUUGUACAAUUACCAACUUGUAGAAAAGCACAGUUUAUUUGCAUGUGAAAUGUCAUUGUUUCUAAAAGUUGAGAAGGACAACAAAAAAUGUACUUUUGGCAAAAUGGUUACACACACUUGACCUGGAAAUUUUUGUUUCGGUGCAAUUUAAGUCUCAAUGAAAUGUUGGAGUCUUUUUCGAUACUAAUUAAUUGUUUCAAAAGCCGUGUAUUUCUAUUGUCAUUUUGUUCCAUUAUUGAACCAAUAAAUUAAGAGUUUAAGACUAAAAAAUUAAA
This is a messenger RNA of Cloeon dipterum, 1593 nucleotides long. RefSeq names its product activator of 90 kDa heat shock protein ATPase homolog 1. The record is from RefSeq and is a predicted model, not a curated record. Gene Ontology annotation, cellular component: cytosol. Bases 198 to 1220 code for a protein of 340 amino acids. NCBI's taxonomy places the organism in Eukaryota, Metazoa, Arthropoda, Insecta, Ephemeroptera, Baetidae. Gene Ontology annotation, molecular function: protein-folding chaperone binding; ATPase activator activity. The transcript is spliced from 10 exons. Gene Ontology annotation, biological process: protein folding; positive regulation of ATP-dependent activity.